UCACCAACCCAUUGAUAGCCUAGAUAGAACUAGAACGAUAUAUGUCAACUCGCUUCGUUCCUGAAUCCUGAUCAUUUCAAUGAAGUUAUUUGCCUAAAAAUCAUUGUUCCAUUAAACCUCUGAGUUCUCGCGCAACAAACGAAAAACUCACGAGUUCGAAUAAAAGCACAGAAACUGCAAUAAAAGAGUUAAAAUGGAGAAGCUGAAAGCUGUGGUUCCAAGCGGUCUUAAGGGGAUACUUUCUGAAAGUAAUCCAGAAGAUAUUCCAUCCACUUGUUCAUCUCUUCUAGAAUUCUUCCAACCUCUGCCACUAUUUCAGAAAGUGGUUCGAGAACUAACGGACCCAGAAACUGCUCUCUGCGCUAAGAACGUAGCCACUGCUUUGGAUUUUAAGCAGAAGGGCAACGAGUAUUUUUCGAGCGGGGAUUACGCGAAAGCCUUGGCUUUCUAUUCGCAGGCAUUACGUUUUGCUCCAAUGGAGGUUGACAAACUGGACGAGAUGUUGGCUACCACAAUUUAUGUGAAUCGAGCUUCUUCACUGCACAAAAUGGGCCUUCUUAUUGAGGCCUUACGAGAUUGCAAUCGGGCUGUCGUACUUUCUCCUUGCUAUGCAAAGGCAUGGUAUCGGAGAGGUACAGCAAAUGCUUCUUUGCAAAAUUUUGAAGAUGCAAUAAGUGACAUGACUGUGGCCAUGAACAUGGAAGUUUCUUUGGGUGGAAAGAACCAGAUAAAAGACAAACUUAAGAUAAUUUUAGAUCAGCGUAAAAGGACGAUGAGGGAAAGCAGUUCAACUAAUUUACACAAUGAUAAGAAUUUGGGGUCUUGUAGUAACACAGUAUCUACUGAUGAAACAUGCCAAAUAAAGUUGCAAUGUGUGUCUACACCAAGUAAAGGAAGGGGUAUGGCAUCAUUAAGUGAUAUUGCUCAAGCUUCAUUAGUUCAUUCUGAAGAACCUUAUGCUGUGAUUUUGUUAAAACAUUGCCGGGACAAUUAUUGCCAUUUCUGCUUGAGUGAACUACCAGCAGAUAUGGUUCCCUGCACAUCAUGCUCAAUAUCAUUAUACUGUUCCCAGCACUGCCAAGCAAAAGCAGGGGGGAAACCAUCUGGAAGCAAUUCAAACAAUUAUUCUAUUCCUAAAAGUGUGCCACCUGAUCUUGAAAGAUACAUUGCUAAGACUUUGGCCAUUGAUUCUGGAUAUGCUUUAGUAGAUGCAAAUGCUGACCACUUCUUUGAACAUGGACAUGAGUGUGGAGGUGCACAUUGGCCUGCAGUAUUACCAUGUGAAAUUGUCUUGGCCGGUCGAGCUCUGGUGAAGUCUAUAGUUGACAAAGGUCAUUCCAAGGGGGGUUCUGAAACCAUUGAAUCUUUGGAGCUUUUAAAUAACUAUGCACAAAUGACUUUAGAAAGAAAACUAGAAACACAUAUUUACUCAAUUAUACUGGCUUACUGCCUUCAGCAGUCUUAUGGUCUUGAGUUUUCUUUGACUGGGGCUUCUAUUUCACAGUUGGUUAUUCUUAUAUGUCAAAUCAAGGUGAAUUCUAUGGCAAUUGUCCAAAUGAAGUCAGUAGAUGCCUAUGGGCCACUAGAGCAGUCAAGAAGUCAACCAUCUACUAAAGGUGCUUUAACUAGCAAUAUAGAACAGAUCAGAGUUGGUCAAGCCAUUUAUCCAGCUGGUAGUUUAUUUAACCAUUCAUGCCAGCCAAAUGUUCAUGCAUAUUUCAUUUCGCGCACCCUUUUUAUACGAACAACAGAAUUUGUGCCAGCAGGGUAUCCCCUGGAGCUAUCUUAUGGCCCACAGGUUGGCCAGCAGGAAUUCAAAGUCCGCCAGCAAUUACUGGAAGAUCGAUACUCAUUCAAGUGCCAGUGUGGUGGAUGUUCUGAAAUGAAUUUAUCUGAUCUUGUUAUAAAUGCAUUUCGGUGUGCAAAACCAAAUUGUCUUGGCACAGUUUUAGAUAGUUGUAUGGCUAAGCAUACACAACAAAAAGUUAGUUGGUUACAAGUUAUUCCAAAUUUUGGCAGCUUUGAGCGCCAUUUACCUAUUGACAAACUGAAAAGAGAAGACAUCAGUAAAGUGGCCCAGCUCCUGCUUGAACAAACCAAUAGAACCUUUCAAGUUGAUCCUGGAUAUUGUUUGAAUUGUGGUUCUUAUAAUGAUCUAGAAUCCUCACAUGCCACAGCCAAGAAAGCUGAGAUCUAUAUCUAUAGGCUGCACAAUGCAAUAAAUUCAAUGGAAGUUGCAACUAAUACACUCACGGAUGCUUUGGAAUCACUUUAUAUACUGAGAUCAACAUUGCAUGCAUAUAAUAAGGACAUGGCAGAGGCAGAGGACAAUCUUGCAGCGGCAUAUUGUUCAAUAGGAGAAUUGCACCCUGCCAUGGACCACAGUAAAGCAUCAAUUAAGAUCCUUGAGAAGCUUUACAGUACCAACCAUAUUGUCAUUGGAAAUGAAUUGGUUAAACUUGCAUCCAUCCAGCUUUCUUUGGGCGACAGUACUGUAAUGGACAGUAUAAAUCAACUUGAUGAAAUAUUUUCACUGUAUUAUGGAUCCCAUUCGGCCAGAAUAUUUCCGUAUCUGGAAAGCCUCAAGAGAGAAGCUUCCAAACUUUACUAGCAUGAGCACUAUGUUGCAGCUCUGUAAGGAAGGGAAUUGAUUGAGGAUAGCUAUUAUGGAAAGACUUCUUCAAACAUCAUUAUCAAUAGCAACUAAGCAACUACGGCUUGGACAAAGGCAGGAGAUUCAACUUCAACUAAUGACCGUCUUGCUAGCUAGCACCCAGGAAAACUCACUGAUGUAUCAACAAAUUCCAUUAUAGUUUUUGACAGUCAUCAGUUGUACCGUCUGUAUAUCUAGUAAUCAAAACUCUUGAAGGAAAACUUGGAGUAGGAUUAAGAAAUGUAUAUUAAAGUAAUGUAGUUUGUUAUUUUAUUAUUAUUUUUUUUUUUUUAAGAUAUGUAUCGUGGUAAACUUUUGAAAGGA
Messenger RNA from Nelumbo nucifera (sacred lotus), 2977 nucleotides. It is a transcript of the gene TPR9, whose product is annotated as Tetratricopeptide repeat (TPR)-like superfamily protein. The record is from RefSeq and is a predicted model, not a curated record. Gene Ontology annotation, molecular function: protein binding. NCBI's taxonomy places the organism in Eukaryota, Viridiplantae, Streptophyta, Magnoliopsida, Proteales, Nelumbonaceae.